This is a messenger RNA of Lactuca virosa, 1002 nucleotides long. The record is from the annotation of a GenBank genome assembly. Lineage: Eukaryota; Viridiplantae; Streptophyta; Magnoliopsida; Asterales; Asteraceae.
CUUCAUAUAAACAUAUACACAUACAUUUCAAAAACUGCCAAAUAUGAGAAGUCGGUUAUCGAAAAUGGAAAAUGAAGAUAGCGUUGAAAGGUGUUUCGCCGACGAUGAUUUCUUUGGGUCGUUACCAGAAGGGUUCGUAGCCAAGGCGUUAUCCCUCACCAGCCCUCGGGAUGCUUGCAGGUUGUCCUUGGUUUCCUCCCUUUUUAGGUCGGCGGCGGAAUGGGACGCCGUCUGGGAGACUUUCUUACCGUUCGAUUACCAGAAGAUUGUAUCCGAGGCGGAAGACGGUGGCUGUUCCUUAAGUUUUUCUUCCAAGAAACAGCUGUAUCUUCGUCUCUGUGAUCAUCCUCUCAUCAUCGAUGGCGGCAAUAAGAGCUUCUCACUGGACAAAAAAACCGGAAAGAAAUGCUACAUGUUGGCUGCAAGGGACCUAUCGAUUGUCUGGGGAGAUACUCCGAGGUAUUGGCGAUGGAUCUCAUCACCGGAAUCACGUUUUUCAGAGGUGGCUGAGCUGAUAAGCGUAUGUUGGUUUGAAGUCCAUGGCAGGAUCAGUACUUCCAUGCUUUCACCAAACACCACAUACGUAGCAUUCAUCGUCUUCAAAUCAACAUCAGAAACUUACGGAUUCGAGUAUCAACCUGCAGAGGUUUCAAUUGGGAUCAGUGGGCUCGAAACCCAGACUCAAACCGUGCUUCUAGAACCAGAAUCUGAAGAGAGAAGACGAUAUCCAGUUGUGCCCAGAAGAAGAAUGGGAAUGUUCCAUAGACGCCACCUUCCGAACCACCCAGUCGUCGUCCCUGUUAAUACACACUCUUCAAAGGGCCCAAAGCAAAGAGAAGAUGGAUGGCUGGAGAUUGAGCUUGGUGAGUAUUAUAUCAAGAAAGGAGAAAAAGGAGAACUGGAAAUGAGUAUGACGGAGGUGAAAGGAGGAAACUGGAAAGGUGGGCUUCUCAUUCAAGGAAUUGAGAUCAGGCCCAAGCCCUGUAAAAGUUAAGAUUAGAG